CUCCGACUUAUUUCCCCUUCCAAGAGCAGUUGCUCUGAAGAUUCAAGAUGCCCAAAUAUAAGCGACUACUGCGAUGUCUACCUGACGCACGACUCGAUGAGCGUGCGCAAGGCGCACAACUCCGGUCGUAACCACCUCCGAAACGUCGUGGAAUACUACCAACAAAUCGGACAAGAAAAGGCCCAGUCGGUCAUCGACUCCAUCACUUCGUCCUAUGCCGCUGAAGGCCAGGCCGUCCCUAACCCGGCAAUGGUUCCCCCCGGCGCGUUUCCUCCUCCGCCUUUCGGCUUCCCUGGUCAACUUCCCCCUCCUCCUUUCGGAAUGCCUCUUCCCGGCGCAGCACCCGGCGCUCCAGGAAUGCCUCCUCCCCCCGGAGCCCGAGGCCUCCCCUUCCCCCCUCCCUUCCCCGGCGCCGCCGGUGCUGGAGGUCUCCCCCCUCUCCCCAACAUGCCCCAAGGCUUCCCUCCUCCGCCCGGCGGCUUCCCCGCAAACUUCCCUACCCCCCUCCCGGAUUCCCCCAGAUCCCUCCCCCGGGCCAGAUGCCAUCGGGAUACAGCCCCAGUCCGACGCCCGGUAUCGGUGGCCCGCCGGGUUCAGACGGCUAUGCCCCUCCUCCUGGUAUGAGCUCGAGUCUGCCUGGCCCGCCGCCGGGAUUGGGUGAUAGGCGGUGAUUAGGCAUGCUUUUUUUGAGGAUUAUGUUCUUUUUUUUUUUUUUUCUUAUGUGUCAUAUGGAUCGGGGUUCUAU
Molecule: messenger RNA, 745 nt
Organism: Aspergillus heteromorphus CBS 117.55
Lineage: Eukaryota; Fungi; Ascomycota; Eurotiomycetes; Eurotiales; Aspergillaceae
Product: putative U1 snRNP complex component Yhc1
Exons: 5
Coding region: 97-624 (175 amino acids)
Biological process (GO): mRNA 5'-splice site recognition; spliceosomal snRNP assembly; mRNA splicing, via spliceosome
Cellular component (GO): U1 snRNP
Molecular function (GO): zinc ion binding; pre-mRNA 5'-splice site binding
Source: RefSeq, a predicted model, not a curated record